AUGUGCCGUGUUUUUGGCGCCUCCGAAGACGAACUUGAUGAUUUGUAUGAAUUUUUGAGAAGGCGUUUAGAUGAUUAUGUUAAAGUGACACGAAAAGAUGACGAUGUCUGGCUUACUUUAAUUGAGGACGAGGAAGAAGAUUUGGAAGACUUGGCGAGACUUAGUGUUUUCGAUGCACCAACUUCAGAAAUUCCCCCAUUGCGGGCUCAAAAUGCGAAUAGUAGGUUGCCGUACUCAAGCGGGACAAUUAUGCCGUCAGUAUUAAAAGAUCAAGAUGCCGGUCUUCGGUACAGAUUGUUGGGUGACAAAAUCCUUGAACACGUCCAGAGAAACGGCUCACUGCAGAUUGACGAUUUGCCGAAGCUGUUCUUUGAAGAUAAUCUGCACGUUGAUCCCUUCAAUUAUUCAGAAGACGGCAAUUGGCUGGAUCUCCUGCGCAGGCUCUUUUCAUUUCCUGCAUAUCAGGAAUUAACUGUUCAAAAUGGAGUUAGUCAUCAUCUUUUUGCGAUUAAUUCAUGUUUCAGCAUUUAA
Molecule: messenger RNA, 531 nt
Organism: Gongylonema pulchrum
Lineage: Eukaryota; Metazoa; Nematoda; Chromadorea; Rhabditida; Gongylonematidae
Source: the annotation of a GenBank genome assembly